This is a messenger RNA of Oppia nitens, 898 nucleotides long. RefSeq lists its product as uncharacterized. The transcript has a single exon. The record is from RefSeq and is a predicted model, not a curated record. Gene Ontology annotation, molecular function: DNA binding; alkylbase DNA N-glycosylase activity. Lineage: Eukaryota; Metazoa; Arthropoda; Arachnida; Sarcoptiformes; Oppiidae. Bases 116 to 898 code for a protein of 260 amino acids. Gene Ontology annotation, biological process: base-excision repair.
CGCCCAAUCCGUAGCGCACGCGUCACGCGUGACAUCACUAGUGAUUGCAUAUGAUUUUUAAAAGACAUACCAAUCAUAUCAUAUAUCAUAUAAUAGUUGAUCCCGAUUUGGACACAUGAAGCCCACCGCACGAAACAAACCCAAAUCCAAGACGAGUACAGUUAAGACUGUCGCUAAUAGUGGUGUUAAACGUAAGCGAAAGUCCACCGAAAUUGUUGUCUCUGAUGUCCACUCGCGUGGACACAUCAAAGCCAAACGUUCCGCGAAACCUAUGAAUAGACUAUCGGCUGAUUUCUUCAACAAUAAAUCGUGUGUCGAUUUGGCAAAAGCACUGUUAGGACAAAUACUGUGCCGACGGCUGUCACCAAACGGCCAAACGCUUAAAGCAACUAUUGUCGAAACUGAAGCCUAUUUGGGUGCCGAAGACAAGGCCAGCGCCACAUACAAUGGCCGCCGCACUGAACAUUUGGAACCGCUUUACAUGACUCGCGGUACGUGUUUCGUGUACAUGACUUAUGGUAUGUAUCACUGUAUGAACUUGUCUGCUGAUGGCAAUGGCAAUGCUGUACUCCUAAGAGCUGUCCAACCGAUUGACGGUUUGGAUCAAAUGCAGAGUUUGAGAGCCAAAUGUCGUAAGACUGGUACUGAUACACCCUAUAAGCAGACAUUGUUAGCCAAUGGGCCCUCCAAGUUAUGUAUGGCAAUGGACAUCGAUCGACACAAUAUCAACAAAGUUAAUAUUACCGACAGUGAACUUAUUUGGCUGGAAACCGGUUCUACCGUUUCCGAUGACGACAUUGUUUGCACCAAACGGAUAGGUAUUGAUAGGGCUAAGGAAUGGGCUAAUAAACCGUUGAGGUUUUACAUCAAAGAUAAUGAAUAUAUUAGUAAAAAGUAA